This is a messenger RNA of Lingula anatina, 2744 nucleotides long. RefSeq names its product coiled-coil domain-containing protein 175. The record is from RefSeq and is a predicted model, not a curated record. NCBI's taxonomy places the organism in Eukaryota, Metazoa, Brachiopoda, Lingulata, Lingulida, Lingulidae.
CCAUACUGAAUGUUUACUCGGCGUUAGGGACUGGACGGUCUCUUGUUGUGUCAGGAAUAAAUACAUUUUUCUAUUUAUGUGAUACAGUUGAAAGUUAAAAUAAAAGGAUGUCUUUGAAAGCGGAAGUGCCAGGCAUUCGACUUGCCAUCGAUCAUCUACAAGAAUUAGGAGAAAGGAUGCAGAACGAAGACUAUGGUUUCAAAGAAAAUGACGUAGAAAAUAUUGACAGCAUAAUUGAAGCUCUUGGUGAAUUGGAAGCUGAGAGAGACAAAUUGCAUGAAUUGCUUGAAAUAGAAACAAUCCAGGCCAGUGUUUUACGCCAUAAACUACAGGUUUUCCCAGGGAAAAUAAAGGGAGAAAUUGAAGCUGCUGUAAAAUCUGCUCGCCAGUCUAAUGCAGAUGAAGUACAACGGCUACAGAGCCAGCUGGAGAAGGUCACCAAGAAUAUUGAGUUUCUGGAGUUAAAACUGCAAGAGUUAGAAGAGGAAAAUGCAAAGCUUUUACCCGAGAGAGAUGGUAUGCGCAAAAAACAUGAGGAAAUUAUUGCAACAUUGAAUGUCAGACUAGCAGAAAAAGCAACAAACCAGAUAUCUUUAAAUGAAACCAGAGACCAACUUCGAGCAACAAAUCAGAAUAUUGUUAAUCUUGAAGAAAAUAUUCUUAUUCUUAAAGAAGAUAUGAUCCAGGAAAGGGCAGAUGCCAGGAUGGAAAAGAAACGUUUGAAAAAAGCUGUGUAUGACACAACCAUGAAGGUCAGAGAACAAAGAGAUGCUAACAUAGUGAAGAAAAAGGAACUGGAUGCUUUGUUAGAAAAAUUAGCUGAAAGUGAGGGUCAAUUAGACAUGAUUAGAAAGAGUAUAAGAAGAUAUGAUACUUCUCGUGCUAAACUAGAAGGACAAGAGAGGGCUUUAAUGGCACAACUGAACAGAGAAAUAAAGCAAAAUCAAGAGCUUAAGCAGAAAAGAAUUGAAAUUGAAGAAGAGAGUAACAGACAGCAAAAAGAGUUUGAAGAAAGCAAAGCUGCACUUGAAGGAAAAUUGGAAGAGCUUGAAGUUGAAAUUCAGAAACAGAGCAAGAAGUUUGAAAGACUAGAUGGACAGAAAAUGAUAUUGGAAAUGGAUGUUGAAGAUGCAAUGGAACAAAGAAGAAAAGAUGCUCAAAAUGUUGAAGAAAUCAAUGGCAUUUUGCAAGCUGCUAAGAUAACACUGGCCAAGAAGGCAGAGGAAACAGGCCGUCUAACAAACGAAAAUGUGUAUAUGGAAGAAGCUAUUGUAAAACUCAAGGAAACCCAUGAGCUAGUUGUUGCAACAUUGAAUAAACAGAUUGAAGAAUACAGAGACCAACUCUCAAAGGAGAGGGCAGAAAGAACAGAAAUGGAACUUCAGGCUGAGAGGGAUGAUGUGCAGAAAAAUGUUGAUGAUUUCCGUCAGGAAAACCAGCGUUUUAUGGCAUUGAUGAAUAAAAAGAUAAAUGACACCAAGAAUCAGAUUGAGUCAUUGAAUAAAGAGGGAAUUCAACUGCAGAAGGACAUCAGAGAAGGAGACCAGACCAUCAAGAGAAGACAUGAGGAACUGAGAGUUGCAAAACAGAACUAUGUCUCAAUGAAAGCUUCUCUUGAGAAGGAACUUACAGAUUUAGAGGCUAGCGUAGAACAUCUGGGCAAAAGGAAAACUGAAAGGGAAAAAUAUUUGGAGGAAAAAAUGCCUGUUUUAAGUUCACUUGAAGAGGAACAUGAUGCCAAACAAAAAGAAUAUGAAGCCAGAAAGAAAGAAAUUGUUGUUUUGAAAAACAAGAAGACUGGUUUGGAAGAAACUUGCAAGAGGACACAGAAAAAUAUUGAAAAACUUGAAGAGCCAACGGUAAAAAAUCAACAGGAACUCAAACUGAAAAAAGAAGAAUCUCUGGUACAGCUGAAGCAGCAUGCAGAGGAAACGAAAGUAGUAGAGAGUGAUAUUUACACUGAGGGUUGUAAGCUCAAGACUGUUAUGGAGGAAAACCACAAAUUCAGAGAGGCUAUUGAAAAGUACGAGACUGACAUCGUGGACUUAAAUGAACACAAAGGAAAAAAUGAGCAGAUGAAACAGACAUUGUUGGAUGAACUGAUAGCUCUUAAAGGCAUCCUGUUAAAAGGCUGGGAGGCAGAUCAUGCUCUAGAAAAGGUCUAUGCUGAGAAGGACCAAACCACUGUUGGGGAGAUAACAGAUUUGCUUCAUCGUACUGAAAAGAGAGAACAAAAGAUCAGCAGCAUUACUGAGCAGCUGGAGGGUGAGCUGCUGGCUUUGCACAACUUUCUUGAGAACGUGGCUAAGAGAAGACCAAAGCCAUCAGGAAACCAACGGAGCAAGAGCAGAACUAGUGUAAGAAGUCAGUCAAGACACACCAUGGCAUCUGCAAAGGCUUCUGGGCAAGACAGGUCCGCAAGUCGAGCUGAGAAAUCUGAGAGAGCUUCACCUUCUAGGUCCGUUUCUCCUCAGAAGUCACUGCUAAAAGGCGAGGUGGAUACCAGGUCAGGAUCUCCUUUCAAUUCUAAAUCCCAAACCUCACAGAGGGGCGACUCUCCUCAAAGGUCUCCUUCAAGAGCUUCCCACAGGAAGGUUGUGACACUCGAGGAAGUUAUGGAAGGGGAAGGGACUACAGCAGAUGGGAUCAAUUUACUUUAAAAUACGUGUCAUACAAUUUGAAAGCACCAAAACAUUUUUUUUAUACUGGAUGAAUCACUUAUUUGUGUAUCUUUGUAAUAAAAA